UGGCAUACCCACCCCCGAUUCGACCCAUUGCCAUCCCUAAUCCUGGGUGCCAUGCGGGGAGGGGAAUCCACCACCACUGUGGUGGGAACCCAUUGCCAUUUAUUGAUGGGGGGAACUUUGAAUAAAUCCUUCUUUUCUUUUAGAUAAUUGCGAAUUCAUGAGUUAAUUUCACCAUUUAUUGAUAGUGUUUUUUUUAGGGGUUACAUUGGAGGAAAGAAAUCCCACUGGGGUUUGAUACUGGGUGCCAUGCGGGGGAGGGGAAUCCACCACACCUUUGGCAUUUAUUGAUAGUUUAUGAUUGAGAAAAAAUGGGGAAUAAUUAUAUUUAAGUGAAAAAUGGCAGGUAGGGUUGCUCAUCCCACCCUGAAAGGACCAAGCGUGAUCAGGGAGAUGUGUUUUGGUCUUGUGGCUGCUUUUGCUGCUGGGAGCUUUUGGAAAAUGUAUCACUGGGAUUUGCAGAAGAAGACCAGGUCAUUUUAUGAAUUGCUGGAGAAAGAUGAAGUCAGUGUUGUUGCAGAUGAAUAGAUGCAGCUUACUUUUAGUUUUCUGUCAUAUGAUUUUAUUAAAGAAUUUAACAGCUUGGUUCACUUGACCUUCAACUUAAGAGCUUAAUUAGUUUGGGAUUUGCAUUAAUAAUAAGUUUCUUGUACAGUUGUACUUGUGUGGACUACUUGUACGGUAUUCGUCAAAUAAAAAUUUAUUUGUCUUCUU
This is a messenger RNA of Prunus avium (sweet cherry), 711 nucleotides long. The record is from RefSeq and is a predicted model, not a curated record. Lineage: Eukaryota; Viridiplantae; Streptophyta; Magnoliopsida; Rosales; Rosaceae.